AUGUUACACCAGGUCAUGGGUCAGGCCAAGAAGCAUCCGAGCUUGAUCCCCCUCUUCGUAUUUAUUGGGGCAGGAGGUACUGGAGCAGCGCUGUAUGUCUUGCGCCUGGCAUUGUUCAAUCCAGAUGUCAGUUGGGAUAGGAAGAAUAACCCAGAACCCUGGAACAAACUGGGACCCAAUGAUCAAUUCAAGUUCUACUCAGGGAAUGUAGAUUACAGCAAACUGAAGAAAGAAGGUCCAGACUUCUAAAUGAAAUGUUUCACUAUAAAGCUGCUUAGAAUGAAGGUCUUCCAGAAGCCAUCCACAUAAUUUUCCACUUAUCCAGGAAAUAUUUCCCCUCUAAAUGCAUGAAAUCAUGUUGGUGUAUUGUGUUGGGGUUUACACUGAAUAAUAAAUAUCUGAAACUU
This is a messenger RNA of Neomonachus schauinslandi (Hawaiian monk seal), 407 nucleotides long. Its product is annotated as cytochrome c oxidase subunit NDUFA4-like. The transcript has a single exon. The record is from RefSeq and is a predicted model, not a curated record. Lineage: Eukaryota; Metazoa; Chordata; Mammalia; Carnivora; Phocidae. The coding region runs from base 1 to 249 and encodes 82 amino acids.